AUGGAUUACGAAGAUAUCUUAUUUGGACUUCAACCAAUUAUAAAUGCCUCCAAUGUUGAGGACAUCCCAUUACAAGAUGUAUAUUUGGAGGGAUAUCUUACUGUAUUGGAUCAGUUGGCUGUCUCCUUAAGAGCACCUGAUAAUAGAAACGUAAUAGGUCAAUCAGGAUUGUUUUCUCAAUUAUUGAGAGUGUUACAAUCAUUCUUGGAUAUUUGUUUCCAUUCGCAAGACACCACUGGAGAUCAAUUAACCCUUUUCAAGUUAGUCUCCGAACUUAUUAGAUGUAUAGCUAAUGGUCUUGUGGAUAAUGAUGAUAAUAGAAAGAUUCUAAUUGAUGGUGAUAUAACUUCAGAAAUAAAGCUUGAGAAGAAAAUUCGAUUAAUUGAUUAUUAUAUACCAAGAAUAUUUAAUUUAGAUUCUAUUACAAAUUCUGAUGAUACUGAUAAAUUAUUGUCCACUUUACAAAUGAGAUCAAUUGUUCUUGUGAAAAAUUUAAUUCUCGAAAACGACAAUUUGAUUAAAAGAUUCUCCACCUAUUUAAGAGGUCCCCUAUUUAAAUUACUAUUGAAAUAUCAACCUUUAAUAAAUGAUGAAUAUGAAAUACUUUUAUUAGCUUCAGAGAUUUUGGUUGAUAUCUUAGACAUUCAUUCCGAAGAUACUACUGUUUCUAAUAUAUCAAUUUUAACAGAGUUCAUUGUAAAAGUGGCUCCUUUGAUAUCUAGUAUAGAUAUAGGAGAUGCUAGUGAAGAAAAUGAAUCUCAUGAUGCUAGUGAAAUGAUGGAGGAAAUUGAUGACCCAUUUACUGAUUUGAUAUUAAAUUUUACUAAAUGUUUGGAAAUCAUAUUGGAGAAAAAUUUAAAGAUUAAUUUUCAAAAUUUAGAUGAUCAAGUCUUAAAAAUUCAAACAAAUUUAUUUGAAUCUUUGAAUAUAUUAUUUCCCAAAGAAUUUUAUAAUAAAUUAAUUGUAAUGAGAAGAUUAUCAUCAUCUGUUGGUUAUGUAUCAUCCAAUUUAACUAUUUCAAAUGUUAAUGAAAGACAUUUAUGUUACAAUAUCAUUAAAAGUUCUCAGAAUGGUUAUCAAUUAGCAGCAGCAUUUAUUUUAUUAUCAAAUUCAAUUAAUAGUAAACAAGACGCAGAUCUUAUCCUCAACGAUAUCCCAAUCUCUCUAUUAAUUGAAAAGACUAGUUUUAUCAAAGAUCCAAUGCAGUUCCAAGGAUUCUUGGAUCUGUUAAGAAAAUUGUUAUCAAUAACUAUAGCAAUGACUUUAACUCAAGAUGAAUUAUACAAAUUAGCCAUUGUAUUGAAAGUGAUUCAAGAUCAAACAAAAUAUUUCACAAAUUUAUUACCUUUAUUAUCUUCCCUAUUGAAAAAAUUAAUUACUGUUUUACCAAGUUCUAUGAUCCAAAAACUAAUCUCAUCGAACGAUACUUGUCCUAUUUUAGAUAUAAUAUUAGAAAAUGAAAGUUUAACCUCAGCACUAUCAUUAGAUAAGUUGUUAGUAGCUAGAACAGAUACUAAAGAUGAAAUAUUAAUGAAAUUAUGGGAUAAAGUCUUUAAAUUUGAUGAAAAUUCUUCAAAUGGAAAUAAUAUUUCGAUAUCAUACCUUUUCCAAAUAAGUAAGACAUUGGGGAUAUAUUUUAAAAACAUUGAAUCAAAAUGUUCAAAAGAAAGUGACAAACUUAUAGUUUCACAUUUUAAAGACAUUCUUUUGGUUUUAGAAACAUUAUUACCAUUAAAAAAUAAUGAAGAUAAUGCAUCGAAAAGUGGCUUUAAUAAUGGUAAAUUCGUAGCUGGGAUGAUCCUGAAAGUUAUAUCCAAUUAUGAUAUCUUGACAUCAGAAGAAACUCAAUUAAAAGACAUUUGUAGUAGCUUUUUUUAA
Messenger RNA from Henningerozyma blattae CBS 6284, 1878 nucleotides. It is a transcript of the gene BEM4, whose product is annotated as Bem4p. The transcript has a single exon. Gene Ontology annotation, cellular component: cytosol. The coding region runs from base 1 to 1878 and encodes 625 amino acids. Gene Ontology annotation, biological process: positive regulation of GTPase activity. The record is from RefSeq and is a predicted model, not a curated record. Lineage: Eukaryota; Fungi; Ascomycota; Saccharomycetes; Saccharomycetales; Saccharomycetaceae. Gene Ontology annotation, molecular function: guanyl-nucleotide exchange factor activity.